AUGAAUUCUACCCAAUCCCAGGCUUCAACUAAUCCUAAACCCGUCUUGCAUGGUGUAAGAAUUAAACAAAGAAAAGGUGUUCAAAAAGCAAACGCUAAGCACGAGCCUGAGAUUUUUAGAGAAAAUAUACUUGGUCAAUUGAAUACUAUAAAGAAAGGUGAUUUUGAAGCUAUAUCUUCUAAACUUGACUCCCUUGGAAAUACACUUGACUAUCGUAAAUACGGUGAUUCACUCUUUGAAAUCCUUAUAACUGGUGGCAUUAUAGGCAAGUUUAUAUUAUAUGAAGCUGGAGGUAUUAUUAACGAUGAUUCUGAACGAAGCUCUUUCUGCAUUUUUGCAGCAGAAGAUGAUGCCGCCGUGAUUAAAAAAUACGUUGAAGUAUUUAGUAAAUUGAUUCGUCGUUACAAGUAUUUGCAAAGAAUCCUGGGCGAAACCCUCCAUAACCUCUUGCAGUAUAUCAACAAAUGGAAGCCCGAAGAGAACUCCAAGUUGGCCAAAUCAACUAGCUUGUUUAUCUGUAACCAGCUUGUGUCUACAUCCGUGUUGAAGGUUCUUUUUAAGGAUUACCUUGUUAAAGAAGGCCACUCCUUGGACUUUACUACCACCGUGUUCCGUACGAUUAUGGAAGAACAAUCGGUCGAACAGCUCGGCCGUUAUUUGAGCAGCGAAGAUUUGGAUGCUCAUGUUAUUGAAUUUUUCCCUCCUAACAAAAGGGACGAAGAUUGUCUUGUUCGUCAUUUUGAAGCAGAAGAAAUGAAAGGAUUUGUAGACUAUUAUCUCAAGAACAAGAAGAACUCCAAGAAGGGUAGUCUCUUGAAUGAAUUGCAUGAACAACUGAUGAACGAUGCGACUGAAACUGCUGUCAUUAACUUUAUUAAAAGUUCCAUGAAGGAAGCUGGAUUGAACGAAGCAGAGGUGGUGCCAAUCGUUUGGCAAUCCAUCAUUAGUACCCUAGACACCAUGAACGCUCGUCCUGAUCAACUUGAAUCUCAAGUCUUGCGUGCCAUCAAUCGUUGGUCCAAGGUAUUAGAGGCAUUCUCGACCUCACCUAAGACAGAAAUUGUUCUCCUUCAAAAGGCUCAAUUGUCCUGCUACGAAGAUGUCAAGUUGAACAAGUAUUUCCGCAAGAUUGUUCAAACUCUCUACAAGAACGAUGUUCUCUCAGAUAAUGCUAUUCUCUAUUGGAAUGAUAAAGCUCAUCUUGUUCAAGGAAAGACCCUCUUCUUGAAGCAGAUGGAGCCUUUUAUUACUUGGUUAAAGGAAAAUGAUGAAGAUAGCAGUGAUGAAGAAUAA
Rhizopus microsporus ATCC 52813 is the source of this 1293-nucleotide messenger RNA. Its product is annotated as ARM repeat-containing protein. The record is from RefSeq and is a predicted model, not a curated record. Gene Ontology annotation, molecular function: protein binding. The transcript is spliced from 4 exons. NCBI's taxonomy places the organism in Eukaryota, Fungi, Mucoromycota, Mucoromycetes, Mucorales, Rhizopodaceae. Gene Ontology annotation, cellular component: cytoplasm; membrane. The coding region runs from base 1 to 1293 and encodes 430 amino acids.